Molecule: messenger RNA, 1498 nt
Organism: Salvia hispanica
Lineage: Eukaryota; Viridiplantae; Streptophyta; Magnoliopsida; Lamiales; Lamiaceae
Source: RefSeq, a predicted model, not a curated record
AAUAAAUGAAAACAUAAGCUCCUUUAUCGAGAUCACGCAUCCUUCAUUUCCCCGCCAAAUAGAAUGCCACAAUGAAUCGCCGCAGAGCCACUAGCUCCACCGGCGCUCCGUCGCCGUCGCUCAAAGAUGCGCAAUCGAAGCUCUUGCGUGUCGUCUGGCACCACGAGCAGCUCAAAGUCUCAUUCGAACAGCUCCGAUCUCAGAUUCGAGCUGGUUUGCUUGAGGCGGAUGAUGUGUUCGUGUCGCUGGCUCUUCAGCUAAUGAAGCUGGUAGGACUGAAGACGACUGAGAUGGCUGAAGAGAGGAGAUUUAGCACGAUCGUGUCCUCUUUUGACAGUUCACAACCGCAGCCAGAAGACUAUAUGGAAAAAGCCAUGAAAGCUGGAAAUGAGCUGAUGGAGAGACAGAAGCUACAGAUAAUUCAUAUCAUUGGCAUUCUUCAAAAUAUCGAAAAUCAGGUCAAUUCAAGCAGAAAAAGCAUCGUUAAGGACCUUGCCGAGUGUCAAUCGUUCAUAAGCAAGCUCUUCCGCAAAGCUUCUUCAGUUGUUUCUUCGGCACAUCAGUCUGGCAGCAGCAAUGACCUAGCUCAAGUGACGCAAAAGGUUCUCAAAUAUACAUUUAAUCAAGUAGGAGUCGCCAUUGGAUCAGUGGAGGUUGGAGUAGAAGACAUGAUUACUGGACUGGCUGACAAAAUGUGCAAUCCAAUGUGUCAGUAUGUCCGUGGUCUUAAGGCUGAAAUGAAGACUGGAGCAUGCACAUAUUCACUGGAGACUGUUAAGGAGAUGCAUGAAGUAAUGCAGGUCAGGAGACUUGAGUUGGAGGAAGCAAAAAGUCAGACUAGAUACGCAGAACAAAGCAGGAUUGAGGCAUUGAGCAUGUUAACGCAAUCAGAAGAAACAGGCAAGAAGCUGAUGAUGUCCUUGAGAUUGCUAUCAGAUGAUAGGACUGGACUGGAACAAGAGGCGGUAAAAGUGAGAGAAGAUCAGGCUAAAGACGACUGCUUAAUGUGGGAAUUACUGAGGCAGAAAAGCCAGUCCCCAUCAGACAGUCCUCUGGGACCAAAUGUGCUUCAAGGGAUAGGAACAAGCAGCAGUAGACUUCCUUCGAAAAGGGUGAACUCCAUGCUCAUUCCGAGUUACAGGGCUCCUAAACGUCCUCAGAUAAAGAGGACGAUUCAUCCAUUAACACCAAGAUGAUCUUAAGUUCAUCCCCUUCAGCAACAACUCAAAAUGUUCCAGCUUACAAACGCGUAACUCACUCAUCAACACGAACCGAUUCUUGCAGAUAAGUAGGCAUUUGGCAAGCUUUUGCACAACCCACCAAAUCAGAGUGUUGUGAGGUUCUUAUAUUGCACUUGUUCUUAACUUCUUAUCGUUGCCGGUGGUCUGGGAUAUUGUCUGAAUAUGUGUUUUUGUUGGCUGUUCAGUCUGAAUUAUUGUUUAAAUGUUUAGAUCUGAAACAGAGGUAAUCAUCAGUAUUAUUUCUCUUGGACCCCUUA